Molecule: messenger RNA, 792 nt
Organism: Penicillium daleae
Lineage: Eukaryota; Fungi; Ascomycota; Eurotiomycetes; Eurotiales; Aspergillaceae
Product: SDR family oxidoreductase
Exons: 5
Coding region: 1-792 (263 amino acids)
Cellular component (GO): intracellular anatomical structure
Molecular function (GO): oxidoreductase activity, acting on NAD(P)H, oxygen as acceptor
Source: RefSeq, a predicted model, not a curated record
AUGGUUCUCGCUCAGCCUCAAAACCAACAUGUUAUGAAGGCAUUUGACCUCACAGGCAAAGUUGCCAUCGUGACAGGCGGUGCUCGUGGAAUAGGACUUGAAGUGUCGAGAGGCCUGGCGGAAGCCGGUGCUAGUGUUGCCCUGAUUUAUAACUCUUCGAAAACAGCAGAAGCAACAGCUGCCGAAAUUGCGUCUGCGAACAAUGUACGAGCAGCUGCCUAUCAGGCCAACGUCACAAACCAGUCAGAGAUUGAGGCCGUGAUCCAACAGAUCGCAAAGGAUUUUGGAAAGCUCGAUAUCUUGGUUGCGAAUUCUGGAAUUGCAUCGUGCGUUGCUGCUGAGGACUAUACACCCGAUCAAUGGAGUGAGAUCAUGAAGGUAAACCUUGAUGGCGCUUUCUACUCCGCACAGGCUGCGGGACGAGUCUUCAAGCAACAAGGACAUGGCAACGUGAUAUUCACUGCAUCUGUGAGCGCGACACUAGUUAACGUGCCUCAGAAACAAACAGCAUACAACGCAUCCAAGGCCGGUGUUGUUCAGAUGGCCAAGUGCUUGUCGGUUGAAUGGGUAGACUUCUGCCGUGUUAACUGCAUCUCCCCUGGCUUCAUCGCCACUGAAAUUUUGGACAUUCAUCCUGAGGAAUGGCGGACAAAGUGGCUCAGCAUGAUUCCUGCCCAGCGCAUGGCACAAACUUAUGAGUUGAAAGGGGCCUACGUAUACUGCGCAUCUGAUGCUUCAAGCUACAUGACGGGUGCUAAUAUAGUCAUUGAUGGGGGUUAUACCUUGCCAUAG